AAGUUGUCCCAAACAUCAGAAAAGAGAGGAAGAAGAAGAGGAAGAGGAAGAGGAAGAGGAAGAGGAAGAGGAAGAAGAAGAAGAAGAAGAAGAAGAAGAAGAAGAAGAAGAAAGGAACCUUAAGGGACUUAUGUCCCCUCCCUGCUUAUGUCUAG
Messenger RNA from Podarcis lilfordi (Lilford's wall lizard), 155 nucleotides. The record is from the annotation of a GenBank genome assembly. NCBI's taxonomy places the organism in Eukaryota, Metazoa, Chordata, Lepidosauria, Squamata, Lacertidae.